This is a messenger RNA of Drosophila takahashii, 688 nucleotides long. RefSeq names its product cell death-inducing p53-target protein 1. Gene Ontology annotation, molecular function: zinc ion binding. NCBI's taxonomy places the organism in Eukaryota, Metazoa, Arthropoda, Insecta, Diptera, Drosophilidae. The record is from RefSeq and is a predicted model, not a curated record.
CGCGCUUUAGUCGUCUGCCUGAACUCGAACGCGUAGCACCUCGGUCGGAAGUAAAUAAAGCGAAUAAUGGAGAAGAAUUUUCCGUACGACCAGCAGCAACAGCAGCAGCAACCCUAUGUUGCUCAGGCACCGCCCAGUUAUGACAACACCCAGGUCUAUCCCAACUUGAAUCAGCCUCAGCCGGUGAUUUUGACACAGCCUCAGAUUAUGCAGGCACCCCCCAAUGUCUUGGGUGGCGUUCCAUCUAUGGCUACGUGUCCCAGUUGCGGAGUCCGUCGGCAAACGAAGGUCGAGUUCGAGCCAAGUACCAAAACCCAUUUGCUGGCCCUUCUUAUCUGCAUGUUGGGGGGAAUCUGCUGCUGCUGCAUUCCCUACUGCACCGACUCUUGCCAGUCGGCCAAACACACCUGCAGUAGCUGCGGAGCCUAUGUGGGAACCUACAAGAACUAGAAAUCCUAUUCGAAAACCAAGCAAAUUUAUGACGUCAUAAAAUGUGAAAAAUAUACUGGUACACAAACUAUGUAUUCCUAAUGGAUCUUCAACACUUCUUUAUUGAUCUUCGAACUCCGAUUUAACACACCGAUGUACACAUAAUAGGGCUGUUAACACUAUCCCAGUGUAUAUUGUGAAGCAGCCUCAAUGCAUAUUUUUACAUUAAAUUUAAAAAAAUAAAUAAACACAUCCAAAA